AGUCAUAAACCAUGGAAACGUAAUAGAACGGAAACCAUAUAUUCACAUUUCCAAACCUCUCUCUCUCUCUCUCUCUCUCUCUCUCUCUCUCUCUCUCUCUCACGUCGGAGAUACCCACCUCACCGGAAUCAUUACAACUCCGCCGCUGUCACAAUGGGAACAUGCUCUUCGAAGUCUCCAAGACGCAACCCAUAUUUGCCACGAGAUUUCCCGGAGCAACCCAACACACCGAAGAAUGACAACCACCGAGAUGAUGAUGCAUCCGCCGCCGGAAAAGCUUCACCUUUCUACGCUCUAAGUCCUGCCCGAUUCAUCUUGGGGAAUAAAAAGACUCCGGCACGGCAGUCCAGCGCUAACUCGACGCCGAAAAGUGUGUUAAAGGGGCCGUUUCCGCCGCCGUCUCCGGCGAAGCAUAUAAUGGCGGUGCUGAGGAGGCGGCGGAGUGUGAAAGAGGGAGAGAAGGAAGCAGGGUCGGGUUUGGACAAGAGGUUCGGGUUGUCGAAACGGUUCAAGGAUCGAUACGAGGUUGGAGAGGAAGUCGGGAGAGGGCAUUUUGGGCAUACUGUUUCUGCCACGUGUAAGGCGGGUGAUAACUCAGGUCAAAAGGUCGCCGUUAAAGUCAUACCCAAGUCUAAGAUGACAACGGCUAUAGCAAUCGAGGAUGUGAGAAGAGAGGUGAGAAUAUUACAAGCACUGGCAGGACAUCGAAACCUCAUACAUUUCUAUGAUGCUUUUGAAGAUGAUGAUAAUGUCUACAUAGUUAUGGAAUUAUGCCAAGGAGGCGAGCUUCUGGAUCGAAUUCUUUCAAGAGGCGGGAAGUUCAAUGAAGAUGAGUCAAAGAAUGUAAUGUUACAAAUACUCAAUGUAGUCGCAUUUUGUCAUCUCCAAGGUGUCAUGCAUCGAGAUCUUAAACCCGAGAAUUUCUUGUUGAAAGCAAAGGACGACGAUUCACAAUUGAAAGCCAUUGAUUUUGGGUUAUCUGAUUUUCUCAAGCCAGAUGAAAAACUCAACGACAUUGUUGGAAGUGCGUAUUAUGUAGCACCUGAGGUUCUACUCAGAUCUUAUAGUACAGAAGCCGAUGUAUGGAGUGUAGGCGUAAUUGCAUACAUUCUUCUAUGUGGCUGUCGACCAUUUUGGGCAAGAACCGAGUCCGGCAUUUUCCGAGCAGUCCUCAAAACUGUUCCAAGUUUCAUUGAACCACCAUGGCCUUCGUUGUCUCCAUUGGCUAAAGAUUUUGUACAGAGUCUCUUGAAUAAAGACCCUCGUAAACGACUGACAGCUGCUCAGGCUUUAUGUCAUCCAUGGAUUCGGGAUCAUGAAGGGGUAGAAGUUCCGAUUGAUGUUCGAAUUCUGAGAUCAUUGAAAGCCUACACGCUUUCAUCCCCUUUGCGGAAGGCUUCUUUACGGGCAUUGUCUAAAACUUUGACCACCGACGAUCUUUUUUAUCUUAAAAAGCAGUUUAAGCACUUAGCUCAAGAUAACACAGAACACGUAACCAUUGAGAGUAUUAAAAAGGCUUUGAUGAAGCAUGCAACCAGCGUAAUGAAGGAGUCUCGCAUCAUGGACUAUCUUACAUGGCUGCCUGCACCCAAACUGGAGUUCGAGGAAUUCUGCGCAGCCACAGUUUGUGUUCAUCAGCUUGAAGCAUUCGACCGGUGGGAACAGCAUGCUCGUUGUGCUUAUGAGAUUUUCGAUAAAAAUGGUAACCGGGCUAUUGUUAUUGAAGAACUUGCAUCUGAACUUGGGCUUGGUCCAUCAGUUCCGCUACAUGCUGUUCUGAAUGACUGGAUUCGGCAUACAGAUGGGAUGCUAAGCUUUCAUGGAUUUGUGAAGCUGUUGCAUGGAGUAUCCAACAGAAACAAGAUGAAAUUAUAAAGGCUGUGUUUUGUAUAUAUGUCAACUCGAAGCUUUCUGGAGGGCGGAAUGGGUAUUUCAGUUUUGCUUCCAUUUUUUUUACGUUUUGACCUCCAAGCUGUGGACCCAAGGGUCAGAUUCAGAAGUGAACAGGUGAUAGAGAUUACAUAUUGAUGUUCUCUAUCAAGAAGAUUGGCAUCAUAGUGGUUACAAUAUUAUGCAUGGAAGCUAAGAACAUAGCUUUAGUUUCCGAAAUUUGCAAAGAUAAAGAUAUGUGUAACUGUAAGCAAUAAAGAAUUGUAUAUGGAAUAUGAUUCGAAAAUCGAAAAAAUGGUCUCUGCAAAAUUAUAUA
Molecule: messenger RNA, 2206 nt
Organism: Lactuca sativa (garden lettuce)
Lineage: Eukaryota; Viridiplantae; Streptophyta; Magnoliopsida; Asterales; Asteraceae
Product: CDPK-related kinase 5
Biological process (GO): protein phosphorylation
Molecular function (GO): protein kinase activity; ATP binding
Source: RefSeq, a predicted model, not a curated record